Messenger RNA from Paramuricea clavata, 3474 nucleotides. The record is from the annotation of a GenBank genome assembly. NCBI's taxonomy places the organism in Eukaryota, Metazoa, Cnidaria, Anthozoa, Malacalcyonacea, Plexauridae.
AUGAUCGACGUUAUAAAGGAUUAUUUAGCUCCGAAAAGAUUCGGUGUAGUAGCCUACAUAUGUCUGAUAGUUCAUUUCCUAUGUGGAUUAGUAUUUACUGCAGUAACAUCGUCAUUGAGAGCAGGAGAAUUUGGCAAAUUUUCUUGUACUGUUGAUACAGGAAGUACGAUAUUAUACAAGAUUUAUGUCGAGAAGACAUGUUAUUCAAGGUACGAACAAGCUUAUAACUCUCCUCUACCUUUGUACGGCUUCGUUUUACUGAGCACUGCCAUCGCAGUACUUGUCAGUGUCAUUUAUUCUCUCGGAGUAAGCAGCCGUGUUGAUGAAAUCGACAAAAGCCCGAGCGGAAGUGAGGAGCCAGCAGCAACGGAUGGCGGAGAAACGAACCAUGGAUUUCAUGUCCUCUAUUUCUAUUUUCUCCACCUUGUUGUCCGUUCGAUAUUUGGAGUUCUGUUUAGUGUUCUACAAUAUACAGUAUUCUACCCCAAAGGAUUUGAUUUCCAAUUCAGUUGCACUCUGCCAAAUUCAGAUGUAACGCAAAUUGGGAAUAAGACGAGCAUGGGUAAGUUCAAUUAUACUACCACAUCGAUUGCCUGUGAAAAUUCGAGCGCAUCAGAGAAAUGGUUGUGGAGCAUGAUUGUCUGUGUUUUGAACACUGCUUUUGCCUUGAUAGUACUUUGUGAAGUGAUUUAUCUAUCUCGACGACUUCCAAUCCUCGACUGUCGUUCUGUGGUUGGCUGGAGCAGCGAUACUCACUUUGUUACUGUAUAUCUUCUCCGUAAGCGAUAUAUGCGAGUCGAAGUUGCACUGACAAGCAUGGAUGACAAUACUCCGCCAGUUCACAGCACUCCGCCAGUUCACAUCACUCUGCCAGUUCACAUCACUCUGCCAGUUCACAGCAAUCUGCCAGUUCAUAACACUCCGCCAAUUCACAGCACUCUGCCAGUUCACAUCACUCCGCCAGUUCACAGCACUCCACCAAUUCAAAGCACUCCAGAUACUAGCAUUGCAGACAGCAGCAUUCAGGACUCAAUAGACUUUUAUAAACACAAGGUUUUGGAUGCUUCCCUUACAUCUGACAUAUGUUAUGCACCGAAAGUUGAUUUAGAUCAUUUGUACAUUGAUGUUGUUAUUCACACUGAACGAGCUCGACACAAAUUUUCGAAGGAAAUGGCCAGACACGAAAUAUUUGAUGUUUAUAUGUUGGUUCCUGAGUCCUCCAUACGCUUGGAAGAAAUCAAAGACUUAUUUUAUCCAAAUGAAGAUACUUCCGGCAAGACUCCUCACAUUAUUCUGGCAGUUGGACGCCCUGGAAUAGGCAAGACUGUUUUGACACAAAAAAUUCAUCGUGAUUGGGCAAAUGGAGAUGAUGAAUUUUACAGAGGGAAGAUUGCCUUCUUUUUUAAAUUUAGAUGGUUCAAUUUUGAAGAGUUAAAUAACUUAUUGCUCAAAACAUUUCUACGCUAUGGUACUGGGCUUAGCGAAGAAAAAUUUGAAAGUAUUUUUGAAGAGAUUCUAAAGGAACCACAGAAAGCACUUUUUAUUUUUGAUGGCUUCGACGAAUUCAGUGGUGACCUGAGCAACUGCUUCGAACAGUCACAAAUACUUCCAAACGAUCCCACAACCUGCACAUCCGCAAUUAAUUUAUUUCUGAAACUUACUAAUGGUAAUCUUUUGAAAGGAGCAACGGUUGUCGUAACAAGCAGACCGACUACAGAACGUUUUUAUUCAAGGAUCUAUUUUGAGCGAAGUGUUGAAAUCAUUGGUUUCACUUUAGAUAAAAUUGAAGAGUAUGUUAGCAGAUUUUGUGAGAAUAAUGGUAGAAGUGAUUUGAAACCAAAGAUAUGGGACCAUAUUAGAGCCUCGUCAGACUUGCUGAAUUUAUGUUACAUUCCAGUAAAUUCUUUUAUUGUUUGUGUUACCAUGACCCAUUAUCUCAGUGAUCCUAGAAAUGACACCGGUGCUCUUCCAACAACACUGACUGAACUUUACAGUACGGCCAUAGAUCAUUUUGCGAUGCAUCACAACAGAAAUUUAGACGAAACAUCCUCGGAGCAAAUACACAAGGACCUUCAAAACUUGGCAUUCCGUGGUAUGGAAAACGGACAAUUGGUUUUCAAUAAACAACUAUUUGAUGCACAAAUGAAACGUUCUGGUUUGGUAAACAGUUUGUCUAAUCCAAUCUUUCCACUUCAAAUGCAAUUUUGUUUUAUACAUUUAACCAUACAAGAAUUUCUUGCUGCAAGACACGUGACUGAAACACUAGCACCGAACGAGAUAGAGAAAUUCAUUUCCACUCAUAUUGAAAGUGCUAAGUGGUAUUUAGUACUACAGUUCAUUGCUGGACUUUUAGGAGAGAAAACUAAGAUAUCUGGCAGUGAUUACCAUGAUUGCAUUAUGACCUUCACAAAGAGCUUCUCUUUACAGACUGAUAAAACUAUCGAUCUUAACAAUGUUGGUCAUGUGCUGGUAAUGAAAUGUUUAAGAGAAGUAGAUGAUGAGGACAUUGCUAAACAAGUUUGCGAAAAAACUGACUUAAAUCUUGUUACGAGAAUUUCUGGUUGUAGCUGUGAUUGUGACUGGGCUGCAAUUACUUUUGUUUCGAAACAUUUGAAGAAUUUAAAAGAUUUAUUUUUGCAGAAUGUAAUUAAGCAAGACAAUCAUUUUCUGGACCUUGGAAAAUUUGUAAAACAAAGAUGUCUAGAAAGUCUGACCUUGGAUAACGGUGGAAAUCCAUGUAGCGACUACGCAAAAAAACAUCUAUUCGACAAUUUUAGGAAUUCAAAAUGUACACUGAGCCAUGAACAUGCUAAACUCAGCACACUCCAUAUAUCUAUUCAAAUGAAAGAUGAAUAUAUGUCAAACUUAUGUGUAUUUAUUAAAAACGGAAAAGCGAUUUAUCUUCAACGACUAAAUCUGAGUGGCAAUUAUUUUACUUCUUGUGGAAUAUCCCAACUCUGUGAUGUUCUUAACGAUGACCAUUGCAAAGAACUAAGAUAUCUGAAUUUUAGCACUAAUUACGAGUUGGAUAGCGAAGGUCUGGGUAUGUUGUGCAAUACAAUACAAGGACAUUGUACACUCCUAAAUACAUUGAUUUUUGACCACUGUACAUUAGGUGCAGCAGGCGUGAGUUCGUUAUGCCAACUUCUCUGUGAUGAACGUUGUAAAUUGAAUGUUUUGUCAUUGGAAGGACAUUACAUAGGCGAUAAAGGUGUACGCAUGCUGUGUACCGAUGCUUUGAGAAGAGAAGAAUGCCAGCUUACUGAUUUAGGACUUAGUCAGUCUAACUUAACAGAUGAGUGUAUACCACUUUUAUGUGAGACUUUGCAAGACAGAAACUGUAAGCUGAAAAAACUGUCACUAUAUUGCAACAAAUUCACUGAAGAAGGCAAGACCUUGCUUCGUGAUGUUGAGAAAACUGAAAUAUGUAAAGCUAGAGGUUGCACAUUAUACAUGGAGAACCUUCUACUGUAA